Messenger RNA from Aureococcus anophagefferens, 924 nucleotides. RefSeq lists its product as hypothetical. Gene Ontology annotation, biological process: regulation of transcription by RNA polymerase II; nucleosome organization. The transcript has a single exon. The annotation marks the transcript as partial. The record is from RefSeq and is a predicted model, not a curated record. Gene Ontology annotation, cellular component: nucleus; chromatin. Gene Ontology annotation, molecular function: ATP binding; chromatin binding; ATP hydrolysis activity. NCBI's taxonomy places the organism in Eukaryota, Pelagophyceae, Pelagomonadales, Pelagomonadaceae.
AAGACGCUCCAGAGCAUCUCGCUAUUGGCCUACCUCCACGAGACGCGGGGCAUCACGGGCCCCCACAUCUGCAUCGUGCCCAAGAGCGUGACGAACAACUGGAUGCGCGAGCUCCGGAAGUGGUGCCCGACGCUCCGGCCCGUGAAGCUCCUAGGGUCCAAAGACGAGCGCGCGCGCGUGCUCCGCGAGGACCUGCGCCCGGGCACCUUCGACGUCCUCGUGACGUCCUACGAGGGCAUCCUCAAGGAGAAGGCGGGCCUCAUGAAGAUCCAGUGGCAGUACCUCCUCAUCGACGAGGCGCACCGCAUCAAGAACCCGAAUUCGUCGUUGUCGAAGAUCGUGCGCCUCAUCCCGACGCAGUUCCGCCUCCUCAUCACGGGCACGCCCCUCCAGAACAACCUCAACGAGCUCUGGGCGCUGCUCAACUUCCUCCUGCCCGACAUCUUCGCGUCCGAGGCCGACUUCGAGACGUGGUUCAGUCUGGGCGACGCGGACGCGAAGGACAACGUCGUCAAGAAAUUACAUACCGUGCUCCGGCCCUUCAUGCUCCGGCGCAUCAAGAAGGACGUCGAGAAGGACCUGCCCCCGAAGCGCGAGGUCAAGCUCUACAUCGGCAUGACGGAGAUGCAGCGCCUCUGGUACACGAAGAUCCUCUCCAAGGACGCGCACACGCUCAACGCGCUCGGCGGGCCGGACCGCGUCCAGCUCCUCAACAUCCUCAUGCAGCUCCGCAAGGUCUGCAACCACCCCUACCUCUUCGAGGGCGCCGAGCCCGGCCCGCCCUUCAUGGACGGCCCCCACCUCUGGGAGAACACGGGCAAGCUCGUGCUCAUGUCCAAGCUGCUCCCGAAACUCAUGGCGCAGGACUCGCGCGUCCUGAUCUUCUCCCAGAUGACGCGCAUGCUCGACAUCCUCGAGGACUAC